Messenger RNA from Nothobranchius furzeri (turquoise killifish), 3086 nucleotides. It is a transcript of the gene phc1, whose product is annotated as polyhomeotic homolog 1. Gene Ontology annotation, molecular function: histone binding; chromatin binding; zinc ion binding. Gene Ontology annotation, biological process: negative regulation of DNA-templated transcription. Gene Ontology annotation, cellular component: PRC1 complex; nucleus. The record is from RefSeq and is a predicted model, not a curated record. Lineage: Eukaryota; Metazoa; Chordata; Actinopteri; Cyprinodontiformes; Nothobranchiidae.
GAAAAGCACCCAAAAUCAGAAAGUAAGGGGGCGGGGUUUCACUGCAGGCGAAAAUCAAAAAGGGGUCUGACGUUGUUGCCAUUAAAAACCAGGACCACCAAAGUAACUGGAUUUAUUUCAGCUGUGAAAAGGGCCAUCAAACUGAGCAUAAGGCUUGGAGCAGCAGGCAUGGAUCCAAGCGAAGAGCAAAAUACAGGCAACGCUAACGGGAACACUCAGACAGGUGGGAGCUCCCGGGCACCCCAGAUAGCCAACAUGUCUUUGUAUGAAAGACAGGCUGUUCAGGCUCUGCAGGCCUUGCAAAGACAGCCUAAUGCAGCUCAGUACUUCCAGCAGCUCAUGCUGCAGCAACAGAUCAAUAAUGCGCAGCUGAACACCUUGGCUGCUGUACAACAGGCCACGCUUGCAGCAAGCCGCCAGUCCAACACCGCAAGCAACAGCAUGUCCCAAGCUCCCACCACUGUGAACCUGAGCUCUACGUCUGCAGGUGGGACGAUGACCACUCCUCGGCCACACGGACCAGUUACCUCUGCAGCAACAACAGCUCUCAACCAGUCGGUGUUGCUGGGUGGAAACUCACCAGGACAGGGGCAGAUGUAUCUUAGAGUGAACCGCUCCCUUAGAGCUCCACUUGCCUCUCAGUUUAUCUUCAUGCCUGGUGGAACUGCAGCUACUGUAGCGGCCGUAGCUCAGACGCAGCCCCAGCAGCAGCAACAGCAGGAAGCUGCUGCCACAGCUGCAAGCGGCCACUCCGACGGUGAUCAAGUGCAGAAUCUGACUCUGGACUGUGCCGCUGCCCUCAAAGCCGCUACUGCCAAGUCUGAAAUCUCGGAGCGGAAAGAUGCUGCCAGUUUUCCUCUCUCUCAGCAGCAGCAGCAGACGUUUCCCCCGACAGCUCAGCAGCAGCAAGUUCAGCCACAGCAACUGCAACAGAUGGCCAAAGCCAGCUUUAAUCAGCAGGCUGCCUCCAGCUCCAUGACCCUGAAACCUGGAAACCAGGCUGUCAUGACCGUCACUCCUUCUGCCACCGUCGCUCCUUCCUCUUCUCCAUCUCCUGCACUUCCUCUCCCUCAGCUCCUCUUGUCUUCUUCUGCUGCUCCCGUCUUCCUGGUGCCCACUUCAAAUGUAACUACCUCCACCCAGGGCUAUCCAAUUGGCCCUGUGGCUCCGAAGUCCAACAUAAAUGCUCAGACUCUGGUGGUGCAGCCCCUACAACAGGCUGGCACUAACGUGGAGAAAGGUCCUGUUCCGAUCCAACCCAAGACAGCUCAGGGACACCGCUUGCCUGUUCAGCUGUCAACUCGAAAUCCUCCCCCCAUUCUCCCGGCUCCGCCGAGCAAUGCCGCAGCAGGUCACAACCCUCCCCACAUACCGGUCCAGCUAGUGGGAGCCAGGCAGGGCUUGGCAGGGAACGCACAAGCUGUGGCUCUGAGUCCGGCGCGGAGCGGCUCAGUCCAGGAGGUUUCAUCCGGUGGAAGCUCAGUCCUCAACAAUAUCGCUGUGACCAAACCGGUUGCUGGUUCUCUGAAGAGAAAGUCUGAAUGCGAUGCACCGAACAACGCGACAGAAUCAGAGUCCGCACCCAUCAAAGAUUGCGCUCCGCCGUUAUCACCCGCCCCCACGAAGGACUCGACUCCCUCUGUAGAAGCUGCGUUCUCGUCUCCUCCAACCCUUUCCUUGCCUCCGCCGUUGUCGAAAGCUGGGGACAAAGACCGAAUCCCACUCCCGCAGGCGGUGGUCAAACCUCAAGUUCUCACCCACCUGAUCGAGGGGUUUGUGAUUCAAGAAGGAGCCGAACCCUUCCCUGUCGCCGGAUUCCUGAAGGACAGAGAUUUUGCCUUGGUGGGCCGCACGGAGAACAGCCACCUGUCAGUGUUGAAGUGUGAGUACUGCGGAUGCCUCGCUCCAGCCAGCCAGUUCCGGGGGUCGAAGAGGUUCUGUUCUAAUUCCUGCGCUAAAAGAUAUAACGUAAGCUGCACUCAACACUUCAAGUCCAGCAGGGGGCGGAGCGGUGCACGGGUGCCACCACGCCCGAUGCCAUCUGGGGGCACCACGCUGCGCAGAGGACCCUCUCGCAGGAGCAGCUCGAGCUCCAACUAUAAUAAAAUAUCCAGCAAGCAUCCUUCUGUCAAGUGUCACUCCGAGUCCAGUCACUCUGAAGACAUAUCCAGCGAGGAGGAAGAGGAAGAGGAGGAGGAUUCUCCUUCCUUGUCUCCGAGCUCGUCACACUCCUGCUCCAGAGCCGAGCACAGCGCUCCUCCGUCUGACAGCUCAGCUCCUGGAGGCCUCCCACUGGGAGGAGCUAGCUUCCUGUCUGCGACUCCCGCUCAGUGGAGCGUGGACGAAGUCUGCAAGUUCAUCUCCUCGCUCCAAGGUUGCGAGGAGCUGGCGGCCCAUUUUCUGUCACAGGAAAUCGACGGGCAGGCUCUGCUGCUGCUGAGGGAGGAGCAUCUCAUUUCCACCAUGAAUAUUAAGCUGGGUCCUGCUCUGAAGAUCUGUGCCUCCAUCAACAGUCUGCGCGAGUAAACGCGUUCCUGUUCGCUCUGACCUUGUCAAAUUCAACACUUGGACUUUUGAGGUUCUCGAAGAAGGUUUAAAUGAUUCAUUUUUCUAAUAAACAACAGUGCCCUGUCGGUCAUUCUGAUACGUGGAAUGGAUCCAAGUCGAUGCCACAGAUGACUUUUUUUUUAUCACUGUGAAUGUAAGCGUGCUAAAGCGGUCCACCUAUGGGGCGCUACGGCUUCUGCUGCCUUCUAGCGGUUUUUCAAAAUGUGCUUUAACUUUAGUGAUGUCAACAAAUGUCAGUUACAUUCAUGUUUAGUGUUUUUUUAUGCAUUCUUUAUGUUUUUGUCUGAGAAGUUCAACUGAGCCGGCUCCAAUCAUGACGAAACACGACACUCAAAGAGCCUGGUGGUUUUAUUUGUUUUAGUUUUGUAUUUUCCAUUUUUUAUAGAACAAUCAAGUUUUUUUUCAUAAAAGCAACGUAGUUUUAGUAGCGUUGAACGGUGUUACCUGGUAUUUCUCAUGUUUUACUGAAUGGAAGCUCUCUCUGUAGAUGCAGUACUGCCAGUAAACGAGUUACUACA